This is a messenger RNA of Nicotiana attenuata, 1430 nucleotides long. RefSeq names its product exosome complex component RRP41 homolog. Bases 119 to 844 code for a protein of 241 amino acids. NCBI's taxonomy places the organism in Eukaryota, Viridiplantae, Streptophyta, Magnoliopsida, Solanales, Solanaceae. The transcript is spliced from 11 exons. Gene Ontology annotation, biological process: U4 snRNA 3'-end processing; poly(A)-dependent snoRNA 3'-end processing; rRNA catabolic process. The record is from RefSeq and is a predicted model, not a curated record. Gene Ontology annotation, cellular component: nuclear exosome (RNase complex); cytoplasmic exosome (RNase complex); nucleolus.
CCCCAAAGCACAAAACCCUGAUUAACAUCUAAAACCUCAGGACUUUCGCACACUCCUACUACUUCCACCUUUCUUUCUCCGGCCGCUCUGCAAGUGAGGACGGUGGUGGUAUUCAAAGAUGGAGUACGUUAAUCCGGAAGGUCUUCGCUUAGAUGGUCGCCGUCCCAUGGAGAUGAGACAAAUUCGUGCUGAAAUAGGGGUUGUCUCAAGAGCUGAUGGUUCUGCUUCUUUUGAAAUGGGUAAUACCAAAGUCAUUGCUGCAGUUUAUGGUCCUAGGGAGGUCCAGAACAGGAGCCAACAGAUCAAUGACCAGGCGCUGGUACGAUGCGAAUAUAGCAUGGCUAAUUUCAGCACUGGUGAUCGCCGAAGAAAAAAUAAGGGUGACAGGAGAUCCACAGAGAUAUCUCUUGUUAUUCGCCAGACAAUGGAAGCUUGCAUAUUGACACACUUAAUGCCUCGCUCUCAGAUAGACAUUUUUGUCCAAGUUCUCCAAGCAGAUGGAGGUACAAGAUCAGCAUGCAUAAAUGCUGCCACGCUGGCUCUAGCUGAUGCUGGGAUUCCCAUGCGUGAUCUUGUCACAUCGUGCAGUGCUGGAUACCUGAACAGCACGCCUCUUCUUGAUCUAAACUACUUGGAAGACAGUGCUGGAGGCCCUGAUGUCACCAUAGGAAUUUUACCUAAGUUGGACAAAGUGACCCUUCUGCAGAUGGAUGCUAAACUACCAAUAGAUACAUUUGAAACUGUCAUGCAAUUAGCAGUUGAAGGCUGCAAAGCAGUGGAAAGCUAUAUCCGGGAAAUAUUAUUGGAAAACACCAAGAAGUUGGAGAUUCGCCGAGGUUUAUAGUUUUUAAUAGUUCGAGGAGCUUUUAUUGAGUUUUUGGUAAGAUGUUAAUCUUCCUAAUUAUAAUGCUGACGAACAUUCUGGUGAAGAUUGCUAAUGCUUUCCUCGAGGAAAAUGAGAAGCAAAGAAAAUUUGUGAGAACUCUAUUGCCUGUUUCUUUCAUGUCACUCGUGAAGCAUUAGGAGGAAAAGACACGUUCCAUCUCUUCCUUCUCUCUUUUUCCCGGGGGUGGGGCUGAGGUGGGUGUUGGUGGUGGGGGUUGAGGUUGUGGUUCGGGAGGCUAAGAGCGGCUUUUAGAAUUGGAAUUAGGUUCAGUCAAGCACCAUGAGAAACGAAUGUAUUUGUUACAAAUAAUUGAAGAUCGGCGAGGAAAACCUUAUACUAUACUUCUGAGAAAUAAUAAAUAUUGCAAUGAGUACAAAAUACAGGGCUAGACUAACAAGUCAUUUAAUUAGUCCAAUGGAGAAAGAUAAUAUGUAGCAAAAUCUUUUUUCAUAGAAAAACGAUAGGUCAUCAUGUUUUGUAAUCUUCUAGCAUAAACUUGUAAUCUUCAGGUUUGACAUAGCAAAAUGGCGUCUCAAAAUUUUUU